This is a messenger RNA of Hypomesus transpacificus, 4170 nucleotides long. RefSeq names its product RAB3A, member RAS oncogene family, b (gene rab3ab). NCBI's taxonomy places the organism in Eukaryota, Metazoa, Chordata, Actinopteri, Osmeriformes, Osmeridae. Gene Ontology annotation, molecular function: GTPase activity; GTP binding. Gene Ontology annotation, biological process: maintenance of presynaptic active zone structure; protein localization to plasma membrane; regulation of exocytosis. The record is from RefSeq and is a predicted model, not a curated record. The transcript has 5 exons. Gene Ontology annotation, cellular component: axon; synaptic vesicle membrane; endosome. Bases 88 to 747 code for a protein of 219 amino acids.
UGUCAGUCAAGUGACGUUAGUCUUUCUGCAGGUGCUGAACGCGGUUCUAUACUGGUGCAAUAAUAGCUGAACAGAAAGCGUUUAAAGAUGGCUUCAGCAACCGCUACCUAUGGUCAGAAGGAGUCCUCAGACCAGAACUUUGACUACAUGUUCAAGAUCCUCAUCAUUGGCAACAGCAGUGUCGGUAAGACCAGCUUCCUGUUCCGCUAUGCCGACGACUCCUUCACGCCGGCCUUCGUCAGCACAGUGGGAAUCGACUUUAAAGUGAAGACCAUCUACAGGAACGACAAGAGGAUCAAGCUGCAGAUAUGGGAUACUGCAGGGCAGGAGAGGUACAGGACUAUCACCACUGCUUACUACCGUGGAGCCAUGGGCUUCAUCCUCAUGUAUGACAUCACCAACGAGGAGUCCUUCAACGCUGUGCAGGACUGGUCGACCCAGAUCAAGACUUACUCCUGGGACAACGCCCAGGUCCUGCUGGUGGGGAACAAAUGUGACAUGGAGGACGAGAGGGUGGUAGCCGGAGAGAGAGGCAGGCAGCUCUCUGAACACCUGGGUUUCGAGUUCUUUGAGGCCAGUGCCAAGGACAACAUCAACGUAAAGCAGACGUUCGAGCGCCUGGUGGACACCAUCUGCGAAAAGAUGUCAGAGAGCCUGGAUGCUGGGGACCCCGCUGUGACAGGAGCCAAACAGGGACCCCAGCUGACCGAGCAGCCUGCUGCUCCCCAACAGGACUGUGCAUGCUAAACCUGACUGACCUCUGAACCCCGACCCUCAGGUCCCCACACGCACCCUCCACCCCCCAGCACCUCCCCAACUCCACCAACACGUCAUCCAGUAUGGGUGAGUAGGUGAUGGUCACUCUUGAGUUCUGUCCCAUAGUCAUCUUGUAUCCUCCAGUCCUUCUCUCUAUUCCUCAAUGUGGUCCUAAAAGAUGGAUAUGAGGGUCUCCAAUUUCCAGAUUCCGUUAUGAUAGAUGUUAACCUUGCUUUCUGUCAGCCUAACUGCAAUUUUACAGUAUCCGCCUUUGUUAGGGACUGGGAAUGCCCUAUCAAAGUAUGUGUAGUCAUACAUAGGACUGAUACUGUUAGAAUAUACAACAUUUUGAUCUAUCAUGUCUCAUUUGGUGUCUGUACUGGCAUUCCUUCAGUGUGAAAUGUCACCGAAAAUGUAUUUAAAUUAUUUCAGUCAAUAUAUUGGCUGACACCAUGCUUCAAUCUUGUAUCCAGUCUUUUAUUCUUUGUCCAUUCUGCCUUUGAUUUCUUUUCUCCAUGUUUUCUACACUGAUAUUCUACUUUAUUUACUUUACUAGUUUUUUAGUUUUUUUUUUACUUAUGUAAAAAAAAAAAUACUGAAAAGAAAUAUGAACAAUAUAUAGACAGAUUUAAAAAGAACAUGAGAGCCACUUAAUUAUUUUUUUGUUUUAAAUGUGUAUGUAAAUAAUGUGCAAUAUAUGACAUAUAACAGGUAUACAUUUCUUGAAAUGGAUUUAAAAGUAUAUAAAGAUAAAAAGAUACACAGUAUCAAAUAUAAAAGGUCAAUGUCGUAGAUUUUCUGUGGAUAAGGUUUUCAAUCAUUUAUGUCAUGCUCUAACACUGGACUGUUUCCUGUGGUCAAUGUGACCUCAUCGUGGGUCCAUUGAAGCAGCUGUUCCAAUAAAAAAUAUUUUGCGUGAAGGAGGCUGACCCGACAAGAGCCGAACUGCAGCACCUAAGCAUCGAGCAAAACACUCUUUACAUACAUUUUAAUUGUUCUGUUUUGAGAAAAUGAAUACAUGCAGUUCAUGUUCAAUAGAGAGGCAAUACUCCACUUGAAAUAGCUUAAGGUUGUCAAACAUAGUGCUUUAGAAGAAUCAUAUUAUUUUAACUUUCACAUACUGUAAAGUUAUAUAUAAUACCUAUUCCAAAUCAGAUACAACUAUUAAAAAGGCACAUAAAUUAUGCACCUUUAGUAACAUUUUUUUUGUUUGGUCGUUUUGUUCUAGCAGCAAAGACAAAGCUUAUCCAAGUAUGUGUUUGUGAUUCUGUUGUGAGAGUGUGUUUGAGACAAUUUGCAGUUUAGUGUGAUGAAAUUGAAACCCUUCUGGAAAGAUAAAAACCAUUUAGUUAACAGUUAGUUUACAACUCAUAAUACAGUUGACAGCUUUUUUAGGUGGGCCAGGAACAAAAGGAUUUCACUUAAGUUGGUAACUUAAUAUGGUAAUUACAGUACACACUAGUGUAACAAUGAUUAUCUAUAGAUAAUAUAAUUAGUUGAACACUGCAUACAUUAGAAACAUUUGUGACUUUUAUUUUAAUAUUUAAGUCUCCCAGUAGAACCCAGAGAUUGCUCCCACCGUGAACUGUUCUCCACCUUUCCUAUGCUGUCUUCCUUUCUACAAAGUAAACUGUAAAUAUGUCAUAUGUUUCAUGUGUGGAUUGUGUUGUAUUGACUCCAGGCUUGCAAAAAAAAAAGAAGGAAAAAAAAAAAAGAUCUGAACUCAAAGCCGCAUUUUAUCUGCAUUUGUUCUAAACUUGCUUGUGAAUGAUAUGAAUGGUGUCACUUUACUACGAAGCAAUACACAGUACAAGCAAAACACAUUUUAAGCUUAGAGGUGUCUGACAGUGAAACAGCUACUAACACACACAAUUUGUAUCUAAUCAAUUUGUAUGCUUGUUUUAAAUGUUAAAGGAACAGGACAUUGGGUGGAUUUUUUUUUUCUUGUAUGAGUUUUGCAGAAAACGAUGUUGGUGACGAUCGAUUGACUUUUUGAAGAUUUUUGUACCUCAGGUUAUGGAAUAAAUGGGUUGGAUUGGUUUGUAAUUGCUGCUAUUUCUAUGUAGUGUUUAACAACGUCCCCAAAGCUCUAAGAGUAGAGAGAAAGAGCCCAUACAGAAGUGGUUAUUUUAGCUUUCAUCACUAAUCUUAUAUGAAACAGAACUGUUAUAGAUGUCAAUUCGUGGACUCAAAUUACUGACAUUUUAUCUGAGGUCUUUUCUAAUCUCAAAUUUAUAAACUUGGAUUAGUUAGCAGGCUGCAUUUGUGGUGCAAAUAUUGAUGGAAUUUGGUACAGAUACAAAGUACAGUGUUCGUUUUGAGUGUGGGAUUUAUUGAGCUGGUGUAUUUAAAUAACUUAUUUAUUUUAACGUGCAUUGACCAGCAAAGGUUCUUUAAAGGUUGUGCUGUUAUGAAGAAAUUGAUUGAGGUCCAAAGUGUUGUUUUUUUUCAUUUAUUAUUUUUUAUUUACUUUGUAUCCACCAAAUACUGUUCUACAAAGUAAUGUUGACUUAGUUUAUUUUUAUUUUGGUUUUCUAUUGUGGGAUUAAAGCAGCUAUUAUGCAGUAAUUUAUGUAAGAACAAUAUGGGAAUAAAAUGGUGUCAAAUUGUCAAAUCGUGAACAUUACCAAAAUCUGCUGUACAUUGUUGUGGAAAUAAAUAAAAUGACAAAAAUAAAAGUUUGUGCUGUUACAAGAUAGCAGUUUGCCCCAUUACUGCUGCCUGCUGUCGGUCAAGUCGUAAUAAGAUACAGCAGGUACCAACACUUGAUGAUUAUUGACUUAAUGACCAUGGAACACCAACUCUAUUCAAAAGUAUAUUGCAACCAGGAUCAGUGAGAGAAAGAACAUCUUUAGAAAAUGAGAACCACUUCACCAAAUGACUACCUGUGAAUUCCACAAUUUGAAAUUAGGCCAGCAGGUGGCACAAUCCUCUAAACUGUUAUAAUAAAGAAAGACGUUCUCCAAACAUCCGGGAUGGAUCCAUUCUGCAUUGCACAGUACGAAUGUCUUCGCAUUGCAUAAUGCUGUUACCAAACAGAUUCACGUUGUCUCCAUACAUUCUGCCUGGGCUGGAAUCUCAUAUAAUUCAAGAAGAAUCGCCAUUGUGAUGUUUGAUAGAUUAAAUAUACUUUAUAGAUGAACUAGCCUAUCUGUUUUUCUCUUUUUUUUUGCUGGACCUCACAAAUGUCCGUAAAGCAACCUUAAUUAUUUCCACGCCCAUAAAUAUAGCCAGUCCAGGCAAAACUGUAAAUAGAGCAUAUAAAUCCCAAAUAUAUAUUUUACUUUAAACUGACCAAACCAUGAGACAGAAGUAGUGCUUUAUAUUACUGAGCAAAUAAGUUUAUUCGACAAUAACGACAGAUCAAGUCAAAAUGUCGAAUGGUGAAAAGACAUGUGGUGCAACAAAAUGUGA